Messenger RNA from Lingula anatina, 4862 nucleotides. RefSeq names its product CUGBP Elav-like family member 1. Gene Ontology annotation, molecular function: RNA binding. Lineage: Eukaryota; Metazoa; Brachiopoda; Lingulata; Lingulida; Lingulidae. The record is from RefSeq and is a predicted model, not a curated record. Gene Ontology annotation, cellular component: ribonucleoprotein complex.
AGGUCCAUCAGGUAUAGGAUUAUCAUUUGUAUGUCUCAGCAGGUGAGAGGGGGAGAUAAGCUGCCUGAACAGCAGCAGCAGCCUUUAUAUUAUUGCCUCCUCCUCCAGGUAGACUAUUAAUCUCCUUAUAGACAGCACAAGUCUUUACCAGUAUCCCUUGGGAGCAUUUCCUGGCCAUUAGAAACAGGUUAGAAUACAGCGAAGUUCUGUCAAGUCACGGACCAAAAAGAUAACAUAUAUUCGCAGUAAAUGCUGGGACUGCAGGUACAAGGAGCGUAUUGGCCUGCCGCACGCAAGCUUUAUUGUGAUACUAGGGAAUAUGCAUUAUGAAUUCAUGGAAGGUGGUUGUUAAACAAUGCCUUCUUGUUUUAUGUUUGAUGAUAUCUUUAUGCAGGUUGUCUUCAUAAUCUGCACUGCCUAUCCAUUGGUCUGGCACAGGGCCUGAAAAAAAAACCCAAACAGGCAGCCAUUGUCAGAGGAUAUGAUGAUUCACCAAGUCAUUUACCUGUCCAUAUUUUUGGCACAUGCGACCAAUUGUUAAAUGCCCUUUAGAAGCACAAAAGAUGUUGCAGGGGGCUUGUAUUACCAGUUUGAAGCAAGUUUGAGUUUAAUGGUUGUAGAACAUUCAAACCUCUUCGGCAUUGAAGGCGGAGGUAAAGCACAUUAAAGCCAAGGUGUAGUGUGGGUAGAAAUGUCAAGCAUUAGGCCAGUGCUGCCAGGAAUUAAUUCUUGAAGAGACGGCUAAGUUUGCAAGAGCACAGUAGUGCACUAUCAUCCAGGAGAAUGAAAAGAGCAGGGGUUGCCCUUGGGAAUGGAUUAACCUUCUCCUGCAUUGGAUUACCAGCAACUCAGAAGGGGAUACCUACACCUUGCAAGCUCAAGAAAAAAAUGAAUUCACAAACACGUGAACCCGAUCCUGAUGCGAUCAAAAUGUUUGUUGGCCAGGUGCCAAGGUCCAUGGACGAGGAUGAUCUGAAACAAAUGUUCUCAGAGUUUGGUGAAGUCCAUUCAUUGAACGUGCUACGAGACAAAGCAACAGGACAGAGCAAAGGUUGUUGUUUUGUGACAUUUUUCACAAGGAAGGCAGCGCUAGAAGCUCAAAAUGCUUUACACAAUAUCAAAACAAUGCCAGGGAUGCAUCAUCCUAUACAGAUGAAACCUGCAGACAGUGAAAAAAGAAAUGUUGAAGAAAGAAAACUGUUUAUUGGUAUGGUAGCAAAGAAAUUGAAUGAAAAUGACAUCAGGAUGAUGUUUUCUCCAUUUGGUCAGAUAGAAGAGUGUACAGUUCUCAGGGAUCAGAAUGGACAGAGCAGAGGUUGUGCAUUUAUAACAUUUGUAUCCAGACAGUGUGCCCAGAACGCAAUCAAGGCCAUGCAUCAUUCACAGACAAUGGAGGGCUGCUCUGCUCCAUUAGUUGUCAAGUUUGCAGACACGGCCAGAGAAAAAGAACAGAAGAAACUACAACAGAUUAACGCCACAUUACUCAGCAGUUUAGCAAACCUAUCAAAUCUUAGUGCAUUAGGACCACAGUAUUUAUCGCUCUUACAGAAUGCUGCAGCAUCUGGGAACCUCAGCAACCUGGGGAAUCUCAGUAAUUUAGGUGGUCUUAAUGCGAUGUCUCUCCAGCAGCUUCUAGGUGCGGCAGCUCUUGCCAGCGCAUCACAAAAUAACUCAGGCCUAGGAGCUAUGGCCUCCAAUCUUGCUUCCUCUGCGCAGACUGGCAAUCUGAUGGCGGCCUCUAGUAAUGUUAACAAUAUGGCGGGAACUCCCGGGACUUCCAACAACACUGGUAAUACAACAGGAGCUAUUCCUGCUACAGGUGAUACUUCAAACUUGUCCAACCUUCAGAAUUUGCAGGGUUUAGCGGCACUGGCUGCAGCCUCCAAUCCAGCGCUGAAUCUGUCUGCCCUGAGUCAGCUUGCGGCUGCUGGUGCUAAUCAAACAAAUAAUACUUCAUCAGGCAUGACGGGAAUGAAUGGGAAUCAUGCAGGCUCAAGUAAUGGUCUUCAGUCAUCAGGGUGGAAUAUGGGCACACAAGAAGCUGCUUUAAUGGCACAGUUGAACAGACCAGUAGCUGGGAGUGGCUCCAUAGGUGUCAGCAGUAACCCCAACACCACUCUCACUGGGAUGCCUACCAUGACAACAGGCAACAGUUUCAGCAGCAUGCAGUCUGCGCUCAACUCCACUGCCAACUCCGCUGCUGCUGCUGCCACCAACAUGAACGGUUAUGGCAACAGCACUGCCGCCAUGACAGCCAGCCAGCCUGGUGGCAUGGACGCCCUGUCCCAGGCAUAUUCAGGGAUCCAGCAGUAUGCAGGUUUGUCGGGUUUACUCAAUCAAGCCACGUUUCCGAAUGCCUUCAACACACAAGCUGCUUCAGCAAUGCUUCAAGCAGCCAUGAACACGCCAGCGGGGAAACAGACAGAAGGUAAACAGACCAACGGACCUGAGGGUGCCAAUUUGUUCAUAUACCAUUUGCCACAGGAGUUCACUGACCAUGAUCUGAUGCAGACAUUCAUGCCAUUUGGAAGUGUGGUCUCUGCCAAAGUCUUCAUUGACAAACAUACAAAUCUUAGUAAAUGUUUUGGUUUUGUCAGUUUUGACAACCCUGUCUCAGCUCAAGCAGCCAUAACAGCUAUGAAUGGGUUUCAAAUUGGAAUGAAACGGCUCAAAGUGCAGUUAAAACGUCCCAAGAAUGACAGUAAACCUUACUAAAUUGGAAUUAACAGAGGUAUUUUUCUACAGAGAUUACACGUGGCGUGACGUCUGUAUCCCGUGUCAGCGUGGCGUCUUCAUGUCCCUUCUCACACUUUUCCUGUCAGUCCGUCACGUACGCGUGCUCCGUGUGGGCCAACAUCUAAAUUAACGCUACAGCUGCUGCUGUCACUCCUUACUGCCAAGACUGCCUUGCGGAGCAAAGGGUAACUUAGCCAGGUACUGUCACUAAUCAGUUUAACAAGACACCUCUGCCGUGCCCAGUCUUAAAUGAGCACAACAGGGUGUAAAUGGCAUUUAUGCCCUCUUCUGAUGAUUAUUCUGAAGGCUGAGAGUCUUAUUUUACAAGGACAGGCCUGUCUUAAAGAGGACGCAAAGGUUUUAGAGACAACACAGGACACUUUUCGUUCCAUGGAUAUUUGUAACAAAUAUUGUUAUUGUAUGGCGUUUUUUGAAAAAAAAAAUCGCAGUCAUUUUAAGUUGGUUUUAGUCACUUUUUCUCAUCUUAUUAACUGUUGUUAUUUCUUUGAUGUUAAACUGUGUUAUGUUAGUGUCCAUUGUGGUUGUACCCCGCAGUGUAAAUAGGAAGCAGGCAAAGCUUUCUUUAGCAGCCAGUUUGCUUUGAUUUGUUUUAUCUUGAAAAUUUAAUAUUUGUUUACAUAUUAAUAGGUGAGUUUACUAGUUUGAUCUUUUUUGUGCUUGUGUUUCAUAUCAGUGUAAAUCAGCAAUCAGUUGAUGUUGAUGAUAUGGUUACUGGGUAAUAUUGUAUUAUUUAUGUGUGCUGUGUAACUGAAAUCAUGGAAGUAACUUCUUGGAUGUUUUAAGUGUGAUCUACACAGUUGCUCAACAGCAGCUCUUUCUGUGUUGAUGUUUGUUCUAGGUAGCAUUGUGCUGUGAAACAUGUUUUACUUCAAGUGAAAUGUUAUGUCAGUUUGCUGGCUGACAGGAGAGGAACAAGGUACCCCACACAGCCACUAGAUGGAACCACCAGUAUACACAGUCCCAAGAUGGGCAACUUAGUCAUUUUAUUUUUUAAGAUCCAGUGAUAUUCAAAGGGUAAAAUAAGUAAAAAAAGGAAAACAGUUUUUUUUUUUAUGAUCUCAGCAAUAGGUGCAAUUUUGUAGCAGAAGAAAGUAUUAUUUCGUUUUAACCUGUUUUGAUUUUUACCUCUUAUACAAUGUUAAGUAUAUUUUUAUUAAUUUCAUUUUCAAAGUAUUUCUCCAUGGAGUAUGGAUAAUUUUCAGUUUGGUAGUUUACCUGUUCCUCUCUCUGUCCGGCAAGGUUCCCAGUUAAUGGUCAUCUAAACAAACUGGACCAGGUCCAGCCAAGUGUGAAUGACAAGGUGUGUUGUUUUUAAUUGGACAAACAUGUUGGACAUGUUACAGACAUGAUUAAUUUAAUUACAAGAAAAUUUAUAAUAGUAAUAAUUAGGAAAAUAAAUAAAAAUAAUAGUUAAAAGAGAAGGAUCUAUUUUAGCACAACAUAUCAUCCAGUAGUUUUUAUCUAUCGCGGGGUGCUGAACAUGCUGACAAGGAGCAGCUCCGUUGUUGUCAUGUUUAUGUCCAUUGUUUAUUAUUGGACACCUUUCUCUUGCCUUCAUGUUUAUAUUUCAUACAUGUUUUUUUUUUUUCUCUCUAGUCACAUGGCUUCUUGUGGAAGCAGCUAUAUACACAACAUUACACCAGUGACCUUCUUUUGUAUAUAGGUCAUUGAUUGGCCCAUAUUUGCUCCUAGGUCAUUGAUUACACUAUGAAGGGUAGGGUUUUUUGCGGAUACAUAUCAUUUUUGGAUGAAACAUUUAUAUCAAGAAAAAUGAGACUAGUCUCCAGUUCUUAUUCAAUUCAUUCAUGUUUUUACUGUUGUAUAUGAUAAAGAUUAGCAGUGAAUACUCACAGUUUUGACUGACAGUCAUUUUAUUUUUUUGAAAUGUGAGCAUCAUGAAGUAAUUGACUGACUUGAUUUUUACUGGUUUUCAACAGAACAUGCUUUGGCAUUUCAUAAAAAAAAGGGUUUUAUUUUUUUGAAAAAAAUAAACUUGUUGUUAGUCCAUCAACCCUAGUACAUUUAGUGUGUAUAUUGUUUUGUGGGUUGCUAUUAUCUUGUGAAAAAUGGAAAUAAAUUGCAGAAGUAAAUGCACAUUUGUAUCU